Messenger RNA from Salarias fasciatus (jewelled blenny), 2129 nucleotides. It is a transcript of the gene grapa, whose product is annotated as GRB2 related adaptor protein a. Bases 283 to 933 code for a protein of 216 amino acids. NCBI's taxonomy places the organism in Eukaryota, Metazoa, Chordata, Actinopteri, Blenniiformes, Blenniidae. The transcript has 5 exons. The record is from RefSeq and is a predicted model, not a curated record. Gene Ontology annotation, molecular function: protein binding.
GAGCAGCAGCCAGUCGUGUUUUUCCCGGCGCCGAGCUCGCUCUCUCCUCUCUCAUCCUGCGCUGAGACUCUCUCAUACGUUCUGUUGCUCAGCGGACAGAGAAGACCGCUCUUAUUUUCCUCCUCUCUUCCCCCACUUGUCCGUUGUUUCCCUUAUCGCUUUAUUCCUUUUUUCCUCCCCACACAUUUCGACCUCUUGCUGCCCCCGCCCCCGUGACAGGGGCAUUAGUGGGGGUCCCAACGUGCGUGCCUGAGUGAGUGUGAGUGUUGGGGGGGGUUCAGGAUGGAAGCAGUGGCACUGUAUACGUUUCGUGCCACGGAGAGCGAUGAACUCAGUUUCAACAAGGGAGACUUGCUCAAGAUCACAAACAUGGAGGAUGAUCCCAACUGGUACACGGCUGAACUCCACAACAGGAAGGGCUUCGUGCCGAAAAACUACAUCAACCUGCGGCCGCACGCCUGGUUUGCCGGUCGUAUAUCUCGUGGCGUGGCAGAGAGUCGACUAAGACACCGAGAAUGUGGAGCGUUCCUUGUCCGGGAGAGCGAGAGCGCUCCUGGAGAGUUUUCCAUGUCCGUCAGCUACGGGGACCACGUUCAGCACUUCAAAGUGCUGCAGGACCGCUGCAGUCAGUACUACGUGUGGGACGAGGCCUUCUCCUCUCUCAACGAGCUGGUGGAGUUUUACCACAGCAACAGUAUCGCAAAGGAGAGGACGGUUUUCCUGAGAGACCCGGAGCACUUCGCCAGGCGCCCCCAUCAUGCCCACGCUCUCUUCGACUUCACGCCCCACCACCCGUCCCAGCUACGCUUCCUGCGCGGGGACGUCAUUGAACUCAUUGACUGCUCUGAUUCGCUGCGCUGGAGGGGCCGUUGCCAUGGACGCGUGGGCUGCUUCCCCCCAGAAUACGUGCAGCCCAUUUACCAAUGUCAAUGACCUGACAUGGGGGAAGCACACGGCCAUUCCUUCGGUGGGUUUUCAGAGAACCACGUCGACACCGCCCACCCCGCAAAAACCACACACAAACACAUUUCCUCUGAUCUGGAUUUCAUUUCUGCGGCGAAUGACUGAUGGAGCUGCCACGAGGGUCGCUCAGUCUCUUACUGGCUCCGCCCAUUUUCAUCUGACGCCACCUUAUCAGGAGAAAGCCUCCCUGGGACUGCUGCUGAAGGCUCAUCAAUUUCCUCCACCCGACCUCACAACUUCACUUCCCAUUAAAGAUGUAAAAAAAAUUCACACGUGGACCUACACACUGUGGACGAUUCUCACAUAUACACAGUGAAACACACACACACACACAUAUGCUCCAAGGCAUAAUCAUUUAUUACAGCUUAUCAGCACUGGUGCAGACUUGAUAGAAGUAACACAUGCACUAACCUGUUGGGGGAGAACGUGCGGGGGAGGAGGGGGCCCUCAGCCAGCUGAAGAAAGGAGGUCAGAGUUUCCUCCGCCGCGGAUCUGCUCCAGUAUUUUUGUUGGCAUUCCCACGAGGAGAUCCGGCGAGCUGAGCGGGGGACACACAGAAAGUCAUUGUGUUGUGAAUAGUGGAGCCGAACUCUGCCAGCAGACUGACACAGCAGAUUCCUCCCUUCGUCUCAGACCGGGCCUGUGUUUGUGUGUGAGGAAGAGAAGCGGAGUGUGUGAGCGCGAAGGGGAUUUAUAUACAGUAGCAAUGCAUGUUGUGCUACUGGGUUGAUGGAUGGUGAUCAUAUCAGUUGUCUGGUUUGUGUGAGUGUGUGUGUUGGGGGGAGGGGCACAGGGCACGAAAGUAUUAGAGCGAGCACUUUGAGAUGAACACUGCCCAGAAGACGCUUUCUUUUGACGACACGCUGCUCAAAAAGUGUAAGAUGCUUCAUGUCCCAUUAGUUUGUUUCUAUGUAUUUAUUCUUAUCCAUGUGUAAUCCUGAAAUACAUAUAUUGCAAGUAAAAUGGAAACAUUGUGUAAAAGUUUGGUUUCUGUGGCAUCAAAUGUUGGAAGAAAACCACAUAUUAUGUGAUUAACAGUGAGAACAUGGACCGGUCUUCCUCAACCUGUAGUGACAAAUCAUUUCAAUAAAGUGAUACAUUUACCUCUUUGAACAUGGAGAUUCAACAUUAUUCUAAGCAAAACUGUGUCAGAAUUAGCUCUCUGA